AGGCAGCAAAGAUUUGUGAAAUGUGCUGUGAAGCUUUGUUGAUACGCUCAGUUCAGUCUAGACUUCAGUGUCAUGGCUUGGUGUGAUCGCAGAGUUCAGACAGUUUUGACGAGCCUGGGCGCGCUCGCGGCGAUCAGCCUGAUGAGUGUAGCGAUCGGAACCGACUACUGGCUCUACUCUAGAGCACACAUCUGCAACACAACCAGCAACUCAACAGAUGAAACCCAAAACCAGCUGCUGCCAAAGAAGACUCGGGGAGAUCUGACGCAUUCUGGACUAUGGAAGAUCUGUUGUAUCGAAGGGAUCAACAAUGGGAGCUGCUACUGGAUCAAUCAUUUUUCUGUGGAGGACUAUGACACAGAAAACUCAGAGUACAUCCUCCGUCUAGUUCGAGCAUCCAGUUUUUUCCCCAUUCUGAGUACCAUCCUGCUUCUCUUGGGAGGACUUUGUGUUGGGAUAGGUCACAUUUACAGCAGCAGAAAUAACAUAACCCUGAGUGCAGGAAUCCUUUUUGUAUCUGCAGGUCUCAGUAAUAUCAUUGGCAUCAUUGUCUACAUCUCCAGUAAUGCUGGAGACCCUGGUGACAAGAAAGGAGAAGAUAAGAAAAACCUAUACAGCUAUGGGUGGUCCUUCUACUUAGGUGUACUCUCCUUUAUUCUAGCUGAGACCAUUGCUGUGUUGGCAGUUAACAUCUACAUUGAAAAGAACAAAGAGGUUCAUUUCAAGCACUUUGUGUUUAAUAAAACUACCCCUUCCCCCUCAUCCUCAAUCUACACAACUAUCCCAACCUAUCAUUACAAGCAACAACGGUCCCAUUCCUGUUCUCAAUCCAGAGAUCCAUUUAAAAACACUUCCCCUGUCACACACGGUGUCAUCAGCUCUUCGCUGCCUUUGGUGGAUAUUUCAAUGUAUGCGUUAGGGGGAGAACAUCCACUGCUGGUAGGUGGUCAGGUGUGCUAUAAUACUGAUCUUGAGCACCACAGCUUCAGGAAAGUCCACAGUCACAUCCCAAUAGAUGUGAAAGACAAUUUAAAUCGCAGGAUCACUCCUGUUUAGAAAUGUAGUUGUUUGAUCCAUUUAAUAUUAUUUACAGAUUUUGUCAAUCACUUUGGCUCACCCCCCUCCCCUAAAAAUAAGAGUAAGUUUAGAUCUGCAAACAAUUAGUUACAAUAAGUUACCAUAAUGUUAUAAUGGACUAAAACUUUAGUUUGAAUUGUUGUAUGUGACAUAUUGUUUAUUGCAUUGGUAGUUUUAAGUUCCUGCAGACCUGCAGAAUUCCGUUCCAACACUGUUGGCCAAAACUGUGUCAGUGAAUACCAUUGGAUUGAAUACCAACAAAACAUAGGAGUUUACUAUCCAUUUCAUUUUUUUUUAAAGUAACUUGAAAACUACUACUUCUGGCCAUGCAUAAAGCUUAUGCCAUUAAAAAAAAUUGUUGUCACAUAUGGUUAAAUUGCUCAUGUGGUUCCUAAUGUGUCAUGGAUGACUUGCACAAGGUCCCUAGAUGCUUAAUAUUUAUCUGCAGUAUAAGCAUUUAUCUAAUGAAGCAAAGCUUUACUGUUUUACACAUUCUAUCCUCACAAUACACCAUCCAAAGGAUGUGGUAAAGGACAGAAAUCACUGAAUAUUUGAAUGUUUUUUCUGGUGAUCUUUAAAAUCACAACUAUGUUAUAAUGGAAGAAUAAUAUUAUGGAUAAGUAGCAGAAACAUCAAAAAGCAAUCAAUUAAUAAUCACUGUGGUUAUAAUUAUUAGAAUGUUUCCAUUUUACAAACUUCCAUUUUGACUCUUCUAAAGCAUAAAAAUACCAUAUUGCAGAUAUUUAAGAAACGUGCCAAGUGAACAUUCUUGUUAAUCUGAAAAACAAUGCUAAAUUCAGUUAUUCUGCUCUGAAAAUGUGUUUUCCGUGCCGGAACAGUCUUUGUUUUGGUUCUUUUAACCUGCCCAAUGCCAGUUUAGCCAAUUCUAUUUCGGCACCCUGGGUUGCCUUUGUAUAAAACAGCGCAUUCAUUCAUUCAUUCAUUCAUUCAUUCAUUCAUUCAUUCAUUCAUUCACAAAGGCUCUCAAAGCAUAUGCAAAAUGAGAUGCAGAUUCAAAGUUCCACAUGAGGUUAUUAAUUAGCAGAUAAUAUAAAUAUUAUGAGCGUAAACCUUAGGUGAGCAGGUUACAUUGUAGCCCCGUGUCCUAACAACAUGCUACGUGAUGAAAUUUGCAGUGAUAAGCAAUUUGGUUGUUUGCACCAGACGAAACACGACAAAAAUUGAAAUACAGCCAUUCAGAAUCACAGAAUAAGCACUCACUCACGAAAUGGUAAGGGUUAUAAUCCAAAUAAUACAUAUUAAACCUCUUUAACAUUAUUAAAUGUUGAUUUUGAGUCACAGUUCUAAAGUUCAAUUUCAAACGCUUUAUUUUAUUUUUAAGGUAUGAGGUGAACUAUCUGCUGCUGCUUUUAGUAGUAUGGCAAUAACAGUGAAUAAAGCACAUGAGGUUUACCUGAGGUGAUCAUUGUCAGAGUAUCCCGUUGUUCAGUUGCAAGAAAUAGAAGCCGUUUCUAACAUAUACAUUUCAGGUGUUGGUUAAAACUCUUUUUAAUAUGGAGAAUAUUUCUUCUAUCGCAUGGCGUUGCUUUUAUUUAGAACACGAUUAAAUCAGCCUUGUUAGUCUUCAAUCUGGCAACCUGCACUUGCGUUUGUUUUGAUCCAGGAAUGCAAUACCUAGUUCAACCAGUGGUUGUCAAACUUACAUACUGCAUCUUUAAAGCAACAAUGUGAAACUUGUCUUUUCUUAACUAAUGUAUUUUUAUGAAGAUGGAGGUGACUUCUCUGUUACUUUUAAAUAUUUACAUAGAAUCAGAUGAUGGAAACAUGAACCAUUAAGGUUUGUGUCAAUGUGCCUUCUAAUGUGGUGCACUCCAGAUUUGAAUGAUACAGUGCAAGACUUUAGGCAGCGAUUAAAUUCCAGGCUGUUUAUCACAAAGUCACUUUACUUCAGAACCUCUGAAUAAUAUGCACAAAUUAUAUGGACUAUUUUUGUGUUCUUUCUGUGCCAGGUAUUCAGUGUUUUUGUGUCCCAAAGACUAUUUUCAUUGACAUCUGAUUUGUACUGUUUUCCUCCUUUCAAUUCAGUAACUGAUAUUGCUUUGGUUCAUGUUAGGUUUGUGAUUCCUGUAUCACAUUGUCCUAUCCCUCAAUAAAGGUUGUGUCUAGAUCUGA
Molecule: messenger RNA, 3210 nt
Organism: Danio aesculapii
Lineage: Eukaryota; Metazoa; Chordata; Actinopteri; Cypriniformes; Danionidae
Gene: cacng4a
Product: calcium channel, voltage-dependent, gamma subunit 4a
Exons: 4
Coding region: 73-1056 (327 amino acids)
Biological process (GO): postsynaptic neurotransmitter receptor diffusion trapping; transmission of nerve impulse; positive regulation of synaptic transmission, glutamatergic
Cellular component (GO): postsynaptic density membrane; AMPA glutamate receptor complex
Molecular function (GO): voltage-gated calcium channel activity; channel regulator activity
Source: RefSeq, a predicted model, not a curated record